CCACCCCUUCUUCCUCCCUCCUCAGAGUCUCUUGUUUGGAAAUUGGGAGUUUAGCACCAUGGGUUCUCCAAAUGAUCAGGCAGUGCUGCAAGCCAUAUUCAACCCUAACACCCCAUUUGGAGAUGUUGUUGGGUUAGAUAUGGAAGAGGAUGCUGGGAAGGAAGAAACAGAUGAAGAUGGAAUUUUCCCUCGAGCACAGCUGGAACAGUCCAAAGCCUUGGAACUGCAAGGGGUGAUGGCAGCAGAAGCUGGCAACCUCAAUACAGCCCUAGAGAGGUUUGGCCAAGCUAUCAGCCUGCUACCUGAGAGGGCCUCAGCCUACAACAACCGAGCCCAGGCUCGGAGACUCCAAGGAGACGUGGCAGGCGCCCUGGAGGACCUGGAGCGCGUCUUGGCGCUGAGCGGCGGCCGGGGCCGCGCGGCGCGACAGGGCUUCGUACAGCGCGGGCUACUGGCUCGGCUGCAAGGCCGGGACGACGACGCCCGCAGCGACUUCGAGCAGGCGGCGCGGCUGGGCAGCCCCUUCGCGCGGCGCCAGCUGGUGCUGCUCAACCCGUACGCCGCGCUGUGCAACCGCAUGCUGGCAGACAUGAUGGGGCAGCUGCGCAGUCCUAGCAAUGGGCGCUAGGGCGGCGGGACAAGGGUCGAGACAAUAAAGCUGCCUGCCUUUCA
Molecule: messenger RNA, 672 nt
Organism: Erinaceus europaeus (western European hedgehog)
Lineage: Eukaryota; Metazoa; Chordata; Mammalia; Eulipotyphla; Erinaceidae
Gene: TTC36
Product: tetratricopeptide repeat domain 36
Exons: 3
Coding region: 59-628 (189 amino acids)
Biological process (GO): cilium assembly
Molecular function (GO): protein binding
Source: RefSeq, a predicted model, not a curated record